AGGAGCUGCGCCGUCGCUUCCUCGCUUCGUCCCCGCGCCUCCUGCCUCUCUGCCCCGACUUUUUUCUAAGACGCUUGGCCGACGGCCGCCGCGCUUUUCAGGAGCCAUGAAGCAUGCGCUUCUCUUCCCCGCCUACCUCGUGGCGGUGGCCGGCUACCUCCUCGCUUCUCCUGCGAAGGCCUCUCUCGCGGACUUGCUUGCCGAAGCUGAAAUUGCGCAGGAGUUGCAGCGAGAGAACUUGCGCGACGCCGGCCCUGCAGCAACCGCCACGGAAGCGCGUGUGCAAGAGGCGGAACAGCCGGACGAAGUUUCCGGUGUCUUCAAGAAGCUCCCAGAAGCCGACCAGCCUCAAGAGAAGGCUGAGGCGCAAGAAGUCACUUCUGAGAGGGAGGAAGCAGAGGAAGCAGAGGAGGAAGCAGAGGAGGAGGAGGAGCAUAGAUCUAAACAGGAGGCGAGCCGUGGGUUUGAGGAAGCUCCAGAGCACCAAGUGGAAGACGUCAAGAUGAUCGAGGCGGAGGAGGGGGGAUUCGGAGGCGUCGAGCACUCUGAGGAGGCAUCUGGGCAGAAAAAGAAAAGAAGGACCUCCGACUAGUGGGCGGAAAGAAGCAAGAAACGCAGAAGACAGCGACGAAACGGGGCGGGCGGCUUCAGACCUGGAGCAGAGGUCGAUCUGAAUGUCGUCACCGCUGCUGUGGGGUCCUUGGCAACGACGGACGUCGCGCUUGUUUGGAAAGUCUUCCCGUUUAGCUCUCGCCACUCUGCGCGAAAGACGUCCAGAUUUACGACCCAGCUGCGGCAGAGGAGAGUGCAGAAACGAGUUGAAAAGGUUUUUUCGGCUGGUGAGAGGCAGUCGCGGGGAAAGAGGCUCGUGAGAGCCUGGAGCGAAAAGAAACGACUCACGGGUGACGAAAUUCCCCCUCUUGGGAUGCGCACUGGGAGUGCCUCUCUCUCUGUCUGAGGCGACAGAGACCGCAGGGCGAGAUGGAGAAGAGGUGUAGAGACUCCGGGGCCUC
Molecule: messenger RNA, 1013 nt
Organism: Toxoplasma gondii ME49
Lineage: Eukaryota; Apicomplexa; Conoidasida; Eucoccidiorida; Sarcocystidae
Exons: 1
Coding region: 107-592 (161 amino acids)
Source: RefSeq, a predicted model, not a curated record